AUGGCGCUUACACCUGAAACUUUGCACAAGCUAAGUUAUUUGAUGCAAGCAUCCUAUGAUGGUGGGAAGGUUGGCAAAGAAAAUAGCACAGAAGAUGGGGGUUCAAGAAGUAGGUACAACAAUUGCAGGGGUGAAGGAAAGGUAAGGUUUUCAAAUGAGGGGUUGGAGGACAGAGUAGGUGUGUAUUCUGAUGAUCAAAAUGAAAUCAGCAAAAGGGCUGAGAAACCUGACCAACUUCUGAGAAGGGAUGAUGAUCAUGAUGCAGAGACUCCAUUCACAUCACUUGAAAAAUGGUACAGGUUGACCCAAGUGGGAUCUUAG
Lotus japonicus is the source of this 321-nucleotide messenger RNA. RefSeq lists its product as uncharacterized. The transcript has 2 exons. Bases 1 to 321 code for a protein of 106 amino acids. NCBI's taxonomy places the organism in Eukaryota, Viridiplantae, Streptophyta, Magnoliopsida, Fabales, Fabaceae. The record is from RefSeq and is a predicted model, not a curated record.